GUGAGUUUUGUUUUCGCACACGAGUUUGGCAGGUCACUAGAAAUGGCAGGAUUAAGUCGAAAUCUGUUUAGAUGUAUAUUACCCCAGUUUGCUAACAUAUCGAGGACAACGACCAGUGUGACGGCGCCGACGUUUGUUACAGAAUUUCACAGACAUCGUCUGUCGUUGUGUAAAGAAAGGUUCUCUUCAUCGUCCUCUGCCCCCAAACUCCAGAAAGCGACAGUUAACAUUUAUUUUGUUACCAAAGAUGGAGAUAAGCAUCAAGUUAAAGCCAAACUUGGAGAUAACCUGCUUGAUGUUGUUCUUGAAAAUGAUGUUGAUAUAGAUGGCUUUGGUGCGUGCGAGGGAACCCUGGCGUGCUCCACCUGUCAUCUGAUAUUCAACAAAGCUGAUUACGACAGACUUCCAGAGAAACCCACAGAUGAGGAGCUUGACAUGCUAGACUUGGCCUACGAUCUUUCAGACACGUCUCGACUGGGCUGCCAGGUGAUUAUCUCAAAAGAUAUGGAUGGUAUUGAGAUUCGUGUUCCGUCUGGUGUUGCGGAUGCCCGGGGAGACUCUUAAUGCCCAGUACCCCAUCCCAUAGAUUCCUCUCCAUAUUUAUAGUAUUCAGUCAGAAAUCUUGUAUCAGUCUCACCGAACUUUCAUACUUUUACCAUUGUAGAUUGUAAAUUUUAAUAAAUUAUUUUAUUAAAAAAUCAGUAUCGUUUUACGGAAAAUGUCUUGCUAGUAAUAUAACUUGUUACACAUCCCCACAUCUUUGUGGUUGUUCACAUAUUUAUUGUAGUUCAAUACACUUGUUAAAAUUUGUUUGUAAAUAUGUUGGAUUCACUGGGUUAAUUUCAAUAGUGACUUGAAAAAACAGAUCUAUUUAUAGUAUACACCUGGCUAGGGAUUUCCGAAGCUGUCUUAGGGCUAUGAAAUCAUAAAACUAUCAUAGGCCAUGACAUCACUACAGCACACAUCAUAGUGAUGUCAUAACUUAGAUGGUUUUACAAUUUCGUAGCGCUAUGGUAACUUUGAAAAUAUGCACCCAGGAAAUGAAUUGAACACCACCUAGUUUUGAUCAUAUGCCUUGUACUUCGCAAAUAAUUGUGGCCAAUUGGUGGAAAGAAGGAAAUGUUUUAUUUAACGACACACUCAACACAUUUUAUUUACAGUUAUAUGGUGUCGGAAGGCCAGUUGGUGGAUGCAAAACACUGACAUUAAUAUCCUGUGCAUACAGGGUUUUUUGGAAAAGAUUACCGGUAACAGCAAGUGACACUGUUGCGACAUCAAUAUUUAAUGUAUUCCAGAGAAAAACACAGAAUUUGUAAAUAUGCAUUAAAAAUGUAAUGCACUUAACUAUGGAGCUAGAUUUACACUGAUGUGCUUCUCAGAAAUAAUUUAUUCAUGACAUCUCAGUAAAUACUCUGUAGAAGCAGAGUAUGUAAAAACCUCAGCAUGAGAUUUAAACUCCUUCGGCAUGCCAUGCACAACUACUGCUAGACGUGUUUUUGGCUGCCAUUCAAUUCAGAUGAUGCUUAAUUAAUUUCCAUGUGUAUAUAAAUGUCAUGUGACUCAGAAACUGAUAAAACGUCACUAGCUGACGGUGAAACAAUAGCAGAACCUUUUGUUUGAAAGAAGUUGGCAUACUGUAAAUUGGGGAAAUGUUAGCGAUCAAAACACUAAUAUUUUAUGAUGCUAAAUUCAACAGAUUUUUCUAAAAACAUUUUAUGCGAUUGUUUUGUCAGUGAUUAGCUGCACCCAAAACAAUAGAUACAUGUUAUGUAUUAAAACAAAUGAUAGCAAACAACAAUAGUUAGUUAGCAUGCACAUUACUACAAUUUUUGACUAACUUUUAAGCUGCCUAACUUAAAAGCUAUCCUACAAUUUGAGCUAAAAACAUUUUUUAGUUUCUGAUAUGACCUCAUUAAAUUUUUAUGUCCCUAAUAUGUAACUUUUUUGGAUUUCGCUAAAUUUUAUCUACUAUUAUUUAUGAUUUACAUUAUGUUGAAGUCCCUACAGUACUUGCAUUAUCUAAAUAAGUGGUGUCCCUUCAGUCCCUACAGUACUUGCAUUAUCUAAAUAAGUGGUGUCCCUUCAGUCCCUACAGUACUUGCAUUAUCUAAAUAAGUGGUGUCCCUUCAGUCCCUACAGUACUUGCAUUAUCUAAAUAAGUGGUGUCCCUUCAGUAUAACAGUACUUGCAUUAUCUAAAUAAGUGGUGUCCCUUCAGUCCCUACAGUACUUGCAUUAUCUAAAUAAGUGGUGUCCCUUCAGUCCCUACAGUACUUGCAUUAUCUAAAUAAGUGGUGUCCCUUCAGUAUAACAGUACUUGCAUUAUCUAAAUAAGUGGUGUCCCUUCAGUAUAACAGUACUUGCAUUAUCUAAAUAAGUGGUGUCCCUUCAGUCCCUACAGUACUUGCAUUAUCUAAAUAAGUGGUGUCCCUUCAGUCCCUACAGUACUUGCAUUAUCUAAAUAAGUGGUGUCCCUUCAGUAUAACAGUACUUGCAUUAUCUAAAUAAGUGGUGUCCCUUCAGUCCCUACAGUACUUGCAUUAUCUAAAUAAGUGGUGUCCCUUCAGUAUAACAGUACUUGCAUUAUCUAAAUAAGUGGUGUCCCUUCAGUCCCUACAGUACUUGCAUUAUCUAAAUAAGUGGUGUCCCUUCAGUAUAACAGUACUUGCAUUAUCUAAAUAAGUGGUGUCCCUUCAGUCCCUACAGUACUUGCAUUAUCUAAAUAAGUGGUGUCCCUUCAGUCCCUACAGUACUUGCAUUAUCUAAAUAAGUGGUGUCCCUUCAGUCCCUACAGUACUUGCAUUAUCUAAAUAAGUGGUGUCCCUUCAGUAUAACAGUACUUGCAUUAUCUAAAUAAGUGGUGUCCCUUCAGUCCCUACAGUACUUGCAUUAUCUAAAUAAGUGGUGUCCCUUCAGUAUAAUGGUAUGAGCUGGAAACAAGACAACAUUCAAGAACCAAUUCCACACAAUUUCCGCAUGUCUGUAUUCAUUUAAAGUGAGACCCUAGUUUUUAAACACUGGCAUAUUUUUCACUAUUAGAGCCGUUUUUGACAUGUGAAAUCAGACAUUACUUAGAUUGUAUUGCUUAGGAUAUCCUUACAGUGAAAUGUAUUUUACAUAUUUUUAAAAACGCACAUGUGAAAAGUUAUAGUUGUAGAUACUAGUUCUAAGCUGUCUGUAAGGGUAUUUUCCCGUUUUAACAUCGCGGACACUUGUUUCACUUUAUUAUAACCUUAUCCACAUGUGUUACCUGUUUGUAGAUUAAGUGUCCAUUUCCACAGGUUGAAACUAGGGUCUUUAGACUUUAGGGUUCAGGCAUGUCCACACUGGGUACAGCUGCUGACAUUUCCCAUGUCUUGUGGUGGGGUGGGGGAGGAUUUUCAGAUCAGAGUAUAUGUAGUUAUCGGUGGAUUGAAUUUGCAAUAAACAUUAAAGGUCAUGUUUGAAAAAACAUUUAAGGCCAAAUAUAUUAACAUUGUGAGUCUGUGAGUAGAGUUUUAUUUGUAUAUAUUUUUACAUGGUUUUAUAUAUAUAUAUAUAUUACACCAGCAGUCACUCAUAACUGGGAAAAUAUUUUCCAUAUGUUCUCGGUGAGAAAUAUUCAGCAUUGGUCUAACGAACAAUAGUAUUGGACAGUUUGACGCUUACAAACCAGUGACCUUGCCGGUACUAAAUAUGACAUCAUCUGUAUAUAAUUUGUUGUAGUUGACUUAACCCAUGAAAAAUAUUCACUUUAACAAUUUACAUGCCCUGGGCUUGAACUUUUUCUGUUAACUCUACCUCCAGCCCAACAAUGUUCCUCUUAUUUGGUCAAGUGAAAAUAUUGUGAGACUUGUUGGUUUUUAGAUAUAUUUGUCCAGUGGACAAAUGAAAAUUUCUAAUAUUUUUUAUCACCGUUCAAGAGUGUAGUAAUCUAAUUAAAAAAAAUACAUGUAUACUCAAAAGCCAAGUAUAAAAGAAAUCAGAUUUUGUAGUGUUAAUUUCAUUGGAGGAUGGUGUGGCUUUGACAUGCAGAUCAUCACUGAACCAACCAAUCGGAUGUCUUUAUAUUGAUUUCCACAAAUGUGGUUUGCUGUGUGAUAAAAAAAUAUGGGUGCAUUUAUAGAAAACACAACUAACAACAAUAUAUGUAUUAUUAUUAUUUCACUGUUAAUUAAUACUAAACAUUAUGAACAUUGUGAUGCAGUGUUUUUGAAGGUGUGUAUGAGUGGGUCACUACCGGUGUGAUUUGAAAGCGAGGGGGCGACUCAGUGUGAUGGCUUGAGAGAGAAAAAUUGGCCCAUGAAAGUUUAAAAUUACAAAUAUGGUAUUACCUACCUUCUGAGCACAUUGAAUUCGAAGGGAAAAUGAGGUUGGGGGCAUGGCCCAAUGACCCCCUCCAAGGUUUAAAAAUAUAGGCUACUGUCCAUAAUUUAACCCUAGUCUGAUACUCCUAUGACAUGCAUUGCUUUAAUUGAGUUGAUUUAAUUUGAAUUACUGUCUUGGUACACGCCCAUUUAUAAACUCUUUGAGUGUUUAAUUUGUAUAUAUAUGGCACAUGUUGUUGAAUAUCCGGUAUGCAAUAUUGGAGAAAUGCUGACAGCAUCAUGUGAAAUCUUUAUGAAAUUCUAAAGUUUUGAUUUGAGGUGUGAUUGACUUGGCAUGUUAAUAAUAGUCAGAGUUUUAUAUAUAUAUAUAUAUAUAUAUAUUUAAUUUAUUUAAUUAAUAUAUUUUUUGUGAAUUUAACUGUACUAAAUACAUGUAGCUGUGAAAUUUAUUUUUUGUUGUUGUUUACAUUAGCAUACAAUAGACAUAGUUUAACUAAUUUGUUUUGUUGUUUUUAAAUUCAAAUACAUUUAAUUUCAUUGACCUUCAUUAUUCAUUGAUCUUCAUUAUUUCAUGACUUUUUCAAGAUACUUUACUUAUUAAGCCAUUCUUGUUUGAGAAUCACGUGUAUUAAAUGGUAAAACAUUAAUAUUUUGUAUAAGCAUUAAUGUUUUACUGUAUGAGCAUUAACCUUUUCACCCCUAGGUUUUCUUCACUUUUUUUGAAGUUGCCUUGUCCGUGUGUUUGGACAGUUGAAGAGGUAUGGUAAAAUGAGAAUACCAGUGAUAAUGUUUCAAAAUUUGGUUUGUACACCGUGGUUUCUUCUUGUUUUUCAAUUGUUAUUAUAAAAGAAAGGGAUUUGUUGAAUUGUUCUUAAAACAAUGAAAAUGACCUUGGUCCACAAAAUCCAGAAACCUUUGUUGAAGUCUUCAAAGUAAUGAGUCCUCAUGAGCAUUUCAUAAAACAUCAAGAACAAGAAUAGUUCACGGCUAACAUGGAGAAUUGCUGAAGAUUGUUUUAUGUCCGUUUUGUGAGGUUAUAGAUGAACCAGAUCAGAUAAUUAAAUAUUUGCCUUCUUCAUUGAAAUUAUUCUGUCACUCUGACUUCAAAGAAACUCUGUUAGUACUGAAAACUUUUGUAUUUAAGCACUAAAGACCCUAGUUUUUAAAAACCAAGGCAUAUUUUUUACUUUUAGAAUGGUUUUUGAUAAUUGAAAUCAGACGUUACUUAGAUAUUAUUGUUUAGAUUCUCCAUUUCCGUUCAUCUGAAGUGUUUCUGGUCAUCCUGGUGUAUCUAAUACCAAGAAAUAUUCAUAUUCUUAAAACCUACAUACUUCUGAGGAGUCAUGGUGAGGAGUCAUGGUUAUGGAGACCAACUCAAGUGUAUUUAUUUUUACGGGUAUUUCUCCUGUUCAACAUUACAGACUCUUUAUUCACUCUGUUGUACUUUUAUCCAGAUGUGUGGUACUGGUUUGUAGAUUAACCAAAUUUACUGUUAGUUUUCAUGGGUUGUACCUUUAUCCAGAUGUGGUACUGGUUUGUAGAUUAACCAAAGUUUUCAUGGGUUCAGACUAGGGUUUGUGACUUUAAAGUUUUGAUCUGGAUUUUCUGUGGUUUUUUAAGUUUAUGGUACAAUUGCUAAAAUGAUUCCAGUCAUAGUGUAGAUUCCUAGGUUUGGAGUGAUGGAGAAAACGACUGCUGGGGCUGUGCAUAUAAAAUGUUACAAUCGAAACUCAUGUCUUGAAGCUCUUCUCACAUUUCACGUUUAAACCUUUAGUUAUUUUAAUGAGAAUCUGUGAGGAUUUCCUGAAGCUUUCUGCAAGAAUGCUCAAAAUCGAAACUCAUGUCUUGAAACUCUUCUCACAUUUCACGUUUAAACCUUUAGUUAUUUUAAUGAGAAUCUGUGAGGAUUUCCUGAAGCUUUCUGCAAGAAUGCUCAAAAUCGAAACUCAUGUCUUGAAACUCUUCUCACAUUUCACGUUUAAACCUUUAGUUAUUUUAAUGAGAAUCUGUGAGGAUUUCCUGAAGCGUUCUGCAAGAAUGCUCAAAAUCGAAACUCAUGUCUUGAAACUCUUCUCACAUUUCACGUUUAAACCUUUAGUUAUUUUAAUGAGAAUCUGUGAGGAUUUCCUGAAGCUUUCUGCAAGAAUGCUCAAAAUCGAAACUCAUGUCUUGAAACUCUUCUCACAUUUCACGUUUAAACCUUUAGUUAUUUUAAUGAGAAUCUGUGAGGAUUUCCUGAAGCUUUCUGCAAGAAUGCUCAAAAUCGAAACUUAUUUUUAGUCUUCAAACUGGAAUCUUGAGAACUAACAUAAAAUAAAACCUUAGACAGUUCCAAAUUCCUGGGUAACUACUAUUUUACUAAGUGAUUUAUCGGUGUUUGUGAUUUUAGUUUCAUAAACUUUGCAUUUUAUACCCAAUGACAAACGUUAAUGAAAUGGAUUUGAAAAUUUGCACAGAUGUUUGAACCUGUCUGUGUAUGGGUCAAGGUUAACUAAAAACGGGAAGACUUCGAUUUGAGUUUUAUGAAUAUAAGACCUGUUAUACAUGUAUGUAUUUUGAAAUAGCUUUCUUCUUCUUCCUUUUUAAAAUAACAUUACAGCUUUACUCUUUAUUAUAGGCUAAAUUGUAUUGUUUUUCUUGUAGGUUGUACUUUAUUUGACAUGUUCAUCCAGUUUUGUUUAUCAAAUAGCUACAGUAUUUUAAUUUGAUUUUUAUCACUCAUGUACAGAACUGUAUAUACUCAUCAGCAAUAAAGAAAAAUACAGUG
Gigantopelta aegis is the source of this 7073-nucleotide messenger RNA. Its product is annotated as adrenodoxin-like protein 2, mitochondrial. Bases 43 to 564 code for a protein of 173 amino acids. Gene Ontology annotation, molecular function: 2 iron, 2 sulfur cluster binding. The record is from RefSeq and is a predicted model, not a curated record. Gene Ontology annotation, biological process: P450-containing electron transport chain; positive regulation of oxidoreductase activity. NCBI's taxonomy places the organism in Eukaryota, Metazoa, Mollusca, Gastropoda, Neomphalida, Peltospiridae. The transcript is spliced from 4 exons. Gene Ontology annotation, cellular component: mitochondrion.